AUGCAAUUCAACCAACUUUCUGGAGAAUUUCCAAAGGAAUUGUGCACACUACCUAUGUUAGUAUCUGGACAAGCUGAAGCUCAAGUAGGUCGUAUUUAUGCUGAACUGCCUAUUUACUACAGUCCUAGUGCGCAUGCAGAACCUUUACAGUACAAUUAUAUAUUUUAUACCCCAUUUAUACACCUAGGUCACAAUUGCCUUAGUGGGAAUAUACCUAUAGAGAUUGGCCAAAUGCAGCAUCUCCAGCAGCUGGAUCUUAGUGCUAACAACUUCUCCGGCAACAUUCCAGACCAGAUUUCUAACCUGAAGUAUAUUGAGGUACUGGAUCUCUCCAUGAACGAUUUGUCUGGAAAAAUCCCGGCGUCAUUCACAGGUCUUAAUUUCUUAUCAAGAUUCAAUGUCUCGUACAAUAAUCUUGGAGGACCAAUACCAUCAAGCACUCAACUCCAAAGUUUCAAUGCUUCUGCAUUUGAGGGGAAUCAACUUUGUGGUGCCCCACUUCAAAAUAAGUGUCAGACAACAGAGGGUGCUGAUGCACUUGAUACGAGCACCCAAGAUGCAGACACCAAGGAGCAUCAAAUUCCAUGGUUUUAUGUUUCUGUUGCACUUGGGUUCAUUACAGGAUUUUGGGGAGUCUGUGGUCCCUUGGUGCUUAUGAGAAGGUGGAGGUAUGCAUAUUACCAUUUCCUAGACAAUGUACAAGACAAGUUCCAAUGUUCCAUGUGA
Molecule: messenger RNA, 726 nt
Organism: Rosa chinensis
Lineage: Eukaryota; Viridiplantae; Streptophyta; Magnoliopsida; Rosales; Rosaceae
Product: receptor-like protein 2
Exons: 1
Coding region: 1-726 (241 amino acids)
Molecular function (GO): protein binding
Source: RefSeq, a predicted model, not a curated record